This is a messenger RNA of Molossus molossus (Pallas's mastiff bat), 2968 nucleotides long. RefSeq names its product adaptor related protein complex 5 subunit zeta 1 (gene AP5Z1). The transcript is spliced from 17 exons. Bases 23 to 2443 code for a protein of 806 amino acids. The record is from RefSeq and is a predicted model, not a curated record. Gene Ontology annotation, cellular component: AP-5 adaptor complex. NCBI's taxonomy places the organism in Eukaryota, Metazoa, Chordata, Mammalia, Chiroptera, Molossidae.
GGGUCCGGGAGGCGACGGCGCGAUGUUCUCGGCGGGGGCGGAGAGGCUGCUCCACCAGGCCAGGGAGAUCCAGGACGAGGAGCUGAGGAAGUUCUGUUCCCGGGUCAGCACGCUGCUGCAGAAGGAGGACUUGGGGCCCGACACCGCAGAUGCUCUGAGGAGGCUUUUCCUCAUUGUCUCGGCCACAAAAUACAACAGGAAGCUGGAGAAGACGUGCGUGGAUCUGCUGCAGACCACCCUCUGCCUGCCCGCCUGCCCCGAGCAGCUGCAGCUUCUCUGUGCGGCCAUCCUGAGAGAGAUGUCGCCCUGUGACAGCCUGAGCCUGUCCUGUGACCACAUCCAGAGCACGCGGCAGCUGAGCCUGGUGGCCUCCGUGCUCCUGGCCCAGGGCGACCGAAAGCAGGAGGUCAGACGCGUGGGCCAGCGUGUCUUCAAAGUCCUCGAGAGCCGACAGCCCGAGGGGCCCAGUCUGAGACCCCUCCUCCCGGUCGUGUCCAAGGUCGCCAGUCUCGCCCCAGGCACCUUCCAUGAAGACCAGACCAACCUGCUCAGCAAGAGGCUGGUGGACUGGCUCCGCUAUGCCAGCGUCCAGCGGGGGCUUGCCCAUUCUUCUGGAGGCUUCUUCUCCACGCCCAGGGCCCGGCAGCCAGUUCCGGUCACUGAGGUCGACGGGGCUGUGGCCACAGACUUCUUCACGGUGCUGUCCACGGGCCAGCGCUUCACGGAGGACCAGUGGCUGAACGUACAGGCCUUCUCUAUGCUGCGGUCCUGGCUGCUGCUCAGCGGCCCCGAGAGCCCGGGUGCCCCGGACACAGAUGACAAGUCAGAGGGCUCCACCCUGUCCGUGCUGUCGGCCGCCUCCUCCACCAGCCGCCUGCUGCCGCCCCAGGAGCGUCUUCGGGAGAAGGCCUUUGAGUACUGCCAGCGUCUCAUCGAGCAGAGUGACCGGCGAGCCCUGCGGAAGGGGGACUCGGACCUGCAGAAAGCUUGCCUGGUGGAGGCGGUGCUGGUGCUGGACGUGCUCUGCCGGCAGGACCCCGCCCUCCUGUACCGCACCCUCUCCUGCCUGAAGGCCCUGCAGGUGCGGCUGUGUGCGGACCCCGCCUGCGUGCGGGCGCUGCUGCCCCUUGCCCAGUUCUUCCUGAACCACGGGGAGGCAGCGGCCGUGGACUCGGAGGCCGUCCACCAGCACGUGUUCACCAGGGUGCCCGCCGAGCACUUCCACAGCCCGGUGCUGGCCUUCGAGCUGGUCCAGUUCUGCAGGGACAGCCUUCCUCUGCUCGGCAGAAACCUUGGCGUUCUCAGACUGAGCUUCCCCAACCUGUUCAAGCUCCUGGCCUGGAACAGCCCGCCCCUCACCUCCGAGUUCGUGGCGCUGCUCCCGGCGCUGGUGGACGCUGGCACGGCCGAGGAGAUGCUGCACGCGCUGCUGGACCUGCCGUGCCUGACCGCGGCCUUGGACCUGCAGCUCAGGUCGUCACCAGCUGUGUCCGAGAGGCCGCUCUGGGAUGUCUCCCUCAGGAUCCCCAGCUGCCUGGAGGCCUUCCGGGACCCGCAGUUGCAGGGUCUCUUCCAGCACCUGCUGCGCGCCGAGGCCAGGGGGACCGCGGAGAGGUUGGCGCCACUCCACCAGGUGCUGCAGCCCAUGGCCAGCUGUGCCCGGGUGCUCCAGUGUGCCCAGGCAGUGCCCACCCUGCUGCAGGCGUUUUUCUCGGCAGUGACCCAGUUUGCUGACAGGGCCCUGACCAUCCGGCUGGCACGGCUGCUCCUGGAGAGGAGCGACUCGCUGUACCAGGUCCCGGGCUACGAGGCCCGCGUGCACAGGGUGCUGAGUUCCGAGUUCCUGGCCCUGUGCGAGCGGCACCCCUCUCUGGUGGCUGAGCUGGCGAAGGAGCUCCUGGCGUUCGUGGGCAGCGGGAGCGGCAUGCGCAGCGGCGGGAACGUGCUCACCUCUGUGGUGUGGGCCAUCGGCGAGUACGUGUCGGUGAGCUGGGACCGGCGGUGCACCGUGGACCAGAUCAACAAGUUCUUCGAAGCCCUGGAGGCCCUCCUGUUCGAGGUCACCCAUUCCCGCCCCUCGGCCACCCUUCCCAAGUGUCCCCCACAACUCAUCACCGCGCUUAUGACCACGCUGACCAAGCUGGCCUCCCGCAGCCAAGACCUGAUCCCCAGGGUCUCUCUGUUCCUGUCAAAGAUAAGGACCCUGGCCCAGAGCCCAGCCCUGGGCUCCCUGCACGGCCAGGAGGACGCAGGUGCCAUCGGUACACGGGCCACCGAGCUGCUGAACCUGCUGAAGAUGCCCAGCGUGGCUCAGUUUGUGCUCACACCCAGCAUGGAAGUGUCCGAGUCCCGCUAUCACCGCGACACCGUCACAGCCCUGCCGCUGGCCCUGCGCACGGUCAGCCGGCUGGUAGAGAAAGAGGCGGGCCUCCUGCCAGGGUGAGGGACAGCGGCCGGGUUGAUGCCAGCUGGGGCCGCAGAGUAAGAGCCUGGUGCUAGGGCUGCACCAGGGCCUCAAUGGUCGCGAAACCUGGAGGGGCCGAGGCCCAGGAGGAGUCCAGUGGAUCCCAGCCCCUCGGGCUGGUCAAGGCUGUCAGGCUGACCCUGUGAGUGUUGUGUCUGAACCUUGUCUCUCGUCACCAUGCCAAGCUGUGUUGUGAGACAGCCCUGCUUUGUGGCCCUAGGCCUUUUGGGACUGGAUGGGAACUGCAAGAACAGGCUCAGACAAAAUAAAUGUCUUUUGGAAGUAUCUGUGUGCACAGGGCAGGGCUGUUCCCUUCACUCCCCCCACCCCCUGGGGUAGGGCCAGGUACAGACCCCAGCAGACAGGGUCUGUGUGCACAGGGCAGGGCUGUUCCCUUCACUCCCCCCACCCGCCCCCCAGGGUAGGGCCAGGUACAGACCCCAGCACACAGCCCACAGCUGCUUCCUCCCCAGGACACUGUUCGAUGCUUCUGGGAGAGUGGUC